Messenger RNA from Kickxella alabastrina, 3242 nucleotides. RefSeq names its product CPSF A subunit region-domain-containing protein. The transcript has a single exon. NCBI's taxonomy places the organism in Eukaryota, Fungi, Kickxellomycota, Kickxellomycetes, Kickxellales, Kickxellaceae. Gene Ontology annotation, cellular component: mRNA cleavage and polyadenylation specificity factor complex; nucleus. Bases 142 to 2967 code for a protein of 941 amino acids. The record is from RefSeq and is a predicted model, not a curated record. Gene Ontology annotation, molecular function: protein binding; nucleic acid binding.
GUCGUGUAUGCGUCGCUGUUCGACGACGCGUGCCGCGUGCUUGAGACCAACCGCGAGCACGUCGACCGCAACCGCGAGGCCAUCCGUGAGCAGCUGGGCGCGGCGCUGGCCGGCGCGGCUGGCAGCGGCAGUAGCGGCAGCAUGCCCGGCAUGAUCGGCGACUUGGACGAUCUCUACGCCGAAACGGGCCACUCGCAACGCCGCAAGCCUGGGGCCGGUCGCUUUACCGCGAGGAAGCAGCGCAAACGCACCGAAAAUAACCCUGGCAGCCGCGAUGACAACGGCGAGGAUGAUGACAAUGACGAUGAUGACUUUGACGCGCUGUAUGACGAGGACGAGGGCGAGGACGCCGGCGCCGAUGGCUCUGUGCCUUCCAGCAAGGCGCCUGCAGAGUCACCCGGCGACACCGCUGACAAUGCUGACGGCGAGGGCGUGCGUGGUGAGAGCCCAAUGUACGCGCUCGUGGCGCUGGCAAACGGAGACCUCAGCGUCUUCCGGCUACCACACUUUGACCGCGCAUGGACGACGGCGCGCUUCGACAGCCUGGCGGACACCUUGGUGGACACCUUGGCGGCCAGCGCGCCGAUGGCCGAGCAGGAGAGCAGGGCUGAGUCGCGGAUCGACCAGUUCCGGCUGGUGCAGCUAGGCGGUGACGACAUUUCCACGGCGCUCCUUGUUGUGCUGACAACGGCCGGCGAGCUGGCCGUCUACCGCGCCUUCAGCCACUGCUCGCCCGAGUACGCCAAGGCCGUGGUCGAGCAAGCAGCGCCGGCGGCAGCGGCUGGAACGGCAGCCGCUGCCGCAGCGUGUGGGGACGACACGGGGCUGGCGCUGCGGUUCACGCGCGUGGCGCACGAUGUGCUGGCCUACGAGCCCGACUACGAGCGGCGCGUGCAGCGUGUGCAGGCGCGCCAGACACGCGUGUUCGACGCGUGGACGCGUCGCGAUCGCGAGCGGAUGGCGCGCGAGGCAAAGGCGCAGGCGCGCGCCAAGCAGCAGCAGCAUCGCGAUGCGGCGGUGGCAGCCACGGCUGUCGACUGGGGCGAGUCCGAUGAGGACGAUGAGGCCGCCGAGGGCGGUCAGGAGCAGCCCGCGGCCGACGGCGGUGCGCACGAUGCAGCGGCAGCUGAGAGCGAUGCCGCCAAGGAUGGCGAUGGCGAUGGCGAUGGCGACGGCAACGACACCGCCAUGGGUGGCGAGGAGCAGAUGCCCGACCUUGAUCUGAUCGACGCGCAGAUCGGCGACCGCGCCGUGGCGCCCACGCGCAAGAUCACGGUGCUGGGCAACCUUGGCGGCUACGCGGCGGUCUUCGUCGCGGCGCUGCAGCCGGCCAUCGUGCUUGUCGGCGCCAAGCGCUACGCGCGCGUGCACCCGGUGCGCGUGCCGGCACGGCUGCCGGCCGUGCUGACCAGAAUUACGAAGGACGCCGAUGCCGCCGGGCUGCUGACGCCCUGGCAGCCGAUCGUCGGCACUGCGCGCUUCCACAGCGCCGCCUGCCCGCACGGGCUCAUCGCGCUGACGCAGGCCGGCACGCUUGUCAUCGGCGCGCUGCCUGCGCCCGCGUCGGCGGCCCUGCGCGGCGGCGUCGAAUUCGACGCGCCGUGGCCCGUGCGCUGCCUGCCAGUCGGCACGCGCCACGUGGGGCUUAGCGCGCUCGGCGGCGUGGUAUUCCACCGGCCGUCGGGCAGCUACGCCGUGGCGGCGGCUGUGCCCGAGCCGUUCGCGCUCAAGGAGCCGAACUGCGAGGUGGCGGCGCGCCAGGCGCUGGAGGACGGCGUCGACUCCGUCGAUGACACGCAGGUGAUCCCCGAGCACAAGCGCCGCGACGUGCGCACGACGUCGGCGCCGCCGCUGCAGCCGCACGCGCACGUCGACCUGCUGAGCCCCGUCACGUGGGAGACCGUCGACUCAUACGCGCUGGAGCGCAACGAGCACGUGGCAGCGCUGGAGUCGCUGGAGCUGGAGUCGGCGCAGAGCGUCGGCGGCCGGCGCGCAGUGGUGUGCGUCGGCACAGGCUUUGUGUUGGGCGAGGACGUGGCGUCGCGCGGCCGCGUGCUGAUCUUCGACGUCAUCGACGUCGUGCCGCUGCCGGGCCGGCCGCAGACGAACCGGCGGCUCAAGCUGCUGUGCCAGGAGGAGCUGCGCGGCACAGUGACGGCGCUGGGCGAGCUGCGCGGCAACCUGGCCGUGUCGGUCGGCUCGAAGGUGUUUGUGCGGUCGCUGCAGCGCAACGAGCAGCUGGUCAGCGUGGCCUUCCUCGACUGCGCGACGUGGGUGCGGUCGCUGGCCGGGCUCAACAGCCUGCUGCUGGUUGGCGACCUGACCGCCGGGCUGUGCCUCGCGGGCUUCCAGGACGAAGGCCCGACGCGCAUCCAGGUGCUCGCGCGCGACGCGUCCAGCCACCUGCCGAUCGAGCACGCCGAGUACGCCGUGCUGGGCCACCACAUGCAGCUGCUGGCCGCAGACACGCUGGGCGCGCUGCACUUCUUCAGCUACGCGCCGCACGAUGCGCAGUCGGCCGGCGGCCAGCGGCUGCUGCGCCGCGGCGAGUUCAACCUGCGCUCGCGCGUGGCGGCCGUGCGCCGGCUCGUCGGCAUGCCGCGGCUCGGCGCUGAGCCGAGCCAGCCGCAGCACGUGUGCCUGGUGGCCACGGCGGCAGGCGCUGUGCACGCCGUGUCGAUGGUGUCCGAGAAGACGUUCAAGCGGCUGCACCGCAUCACGACGCAGAUGGUGCACGCUGUGGCGCCGCUGGCUGCGCUCAACCCACGUGAGUUCCGUGCGGUGCCGCUGCAUCGGCGCCAGCACCACGCGCCGCGCCGCACUGUGCUCGACGCCGACCUGCUUGCGCCGCUGUUCGCGCAUGGCCCGCUUGAGCGCCAGCGCGACGCCGCCCAGCGCAACGGCACCACGCCUGACCGUGUGCUGCGCGACAUUGUCGAGACGGAGCGCGCAUUUGCCUUUUUUUGAGCGGCGGAACGGGCGCGAAACGCAACCACUGUCGAGAGAAAACCGAUCAUCGCUCGAUCAUCAACCGGAGCCUGGCCAUUAUCAAGGGAAAUCAGAUCUGGCGCCGGCUACGGGAGGGCCUGAUCGCCACUGCUUAGGCAGACUUGUGCCACCCAAAAUAGUACAGUAAAACGUGGAUUGGCGCACAGCAUCCGCCCGGUCUGGUCACACAUUCUCCCCCCAAAAUAAUAUAUAUUUUUCUCUAAAUGCAUUUUCUCCUCUUCAAUUGGGCCUUC